UUAACUACCAUUCAUUGUUUUACACACGAUCUAGUAUAAUGAAUUUAGAUACUUGCAGAUGAAGCAGGAGCUUUAAUCAUUUAUAAGAAGUGAAUGAAUUUGUGUAGCUUUAUUUAAGAUACUGAAUGUGAUGCCGUUACACCCUUUAUCGGCAACGUGGUGACUCACACUGUAAAAUUAGAUGGCCAGAUGUUCUUAGCCAACUGCAUGAAGUCGAAUGGACAUAUUUGGACGAUGAUACAGCGAAGAGUUGACGGAUCUGUAAACUUCUACAGAGGUUGGGAAGAAUAUAAAAAAGGAUUUGGUGACCCCAACUCAGAGUUUUGGAUAGGGCUAGACAACAUCCGGAAACUGGUUAACAAUGGUUACACAGUUCUUCGUGUGGAGUUGGAGGAUUUACAGGAGUCGGCUUAUGCAGAGUAUGACAGUUUCUAUAUAGCAGGAGAAGAAGACAGAUACCGGAUAUACGUAUCUGGAUACAAAGGAAAUGCUGGUGAUGGAAUUUCAUGUUCAAGUGUACUCUGCCACAAUAAUGCGCAAUUCACCACUUUUGAUGAGGAUAACGACAACAACUAUUUUUCAAACGAAGCUAGACGAUGGAGAGGAGCGUGGUGGUAUCACGAAGGGCAUAUGUCCAACCUGAAUGGAGAGUAUGGUAACAACAACCACGGACAAGGCGUGAACUGGUAUCCUUUCAAAAGAUGGUCAACCUCUCUGUCAGCUACCCGGAUGAUACUUCGCCGUGUUCAAAUCGUCUCCACGGACUAUCAGAAUUAAUCUAUUGAAAUAGUACAACAGCAUGAGGCAGUGCCGAAACACUUUAUUGGACAAACAUUUAUUUAGACCGAUUUGACAUUUUUUAUUAUUAUUUUACGUUUUCAUUGUAGAUGUAAUAUACACGUUGUAUGAUUAAAAGUAGCAAUGAAAAUUUGAAUCA
Ostrea edulis (European flat oyster) is the source of this 937-nucleotide messenger RNA. Its product is annotated as ficolin-1-like. The record is from RefSeq and is a predicted model, not a curated record. The coding region runs from base 190 to 777 and encodes 195 amino acids. NCBI's taxonomy places the organism in Eukaryota, Metazoa, Mollusca, Bivalvia, Ostreida, Ostreidae. The transcript has 4 exons.